GAUGACCACGCUGCACCGUAUAUCUUCACGCGAAGCCCUGUGCUCGAUGUUGGAUCCCCUCGCGCUCUCUCGCUCGCACAGGCAAGCAUCGACGAGUGCGUGCACAAGCACACGCGCUGCAUCCAGCUUUCACCCUCCUUCGAUCCUCGCCUCCCUACACGACUUGUCGACUGUACCGAACUCAAGCGCCCGCGUCUAGUCUCGACAGGUGGUAGACGCGGCAGGUACCUCGCCCUUAGUUAUGUGUGGGGCGAGGCGCAACCCCACCAAACUACCACAUCCAACGUAUCUGCUUAUUCCGACGGCAUCUCCCCCUCCAUCCUUCCCAGAACCAUCCGCGAUGCGAUCUAUGUCACGCGUAUCCUCGGGUUUCAGUUUCUUUGGAUCGAUAGCCUGUGCAUCAUCCAGGACUCGAACGAGGACAAACUGCACGAACUGGGGCGCAUGCACCGCGUCUACCGCUACGCGUACCUCACCCUCAUCGCUGCCAGCGCCCGGAAAGUCAGCGAGGGCUUCCUUCAAACCCGACCCGCUUGCCCGCGCGACGUCGCGUUUCCUUUCCCCUGCGCCUCACCCGCUCUGCAGGUGGGCAAGAUCAACCUCUCUGUGACCACCCUCCCGCGCUCGGGCCCGAGCUACGCACAGCCCCGCAUCGAAGAGCCCAUCAACGCACGGGGCUGGUGUCUCCAAGAAUACUACAUGUCCCCUCGCGCGCUGAUAUUCGCCUCGAACACGCUCCGAUUCCGAUGCCAGACGAGUACGCAAAACGUCGGCUACGCAUACUACAACCAAGUCCGCGAGCGGCGACUGCCCCACGUGCUCUUCCUUCGACGCCCGCCCCCAGCAGUGUACGGCGGUGAGGACUGGACUGCCGUGCACAGGGCGUGGUGGGACAUCGUCGAAGACUACAGCCGACGCGUCGUGGGCACGCCUUCGGACAAGCUCGUCGCAUGCGGCGCGAUCGCAGACGCGUUCCAGCGAGUACUACGCACCGAGUACCUCGCCGGAUUGUGGCGCGACACGUUCCUCCAGGACCUGCUGUGGGAGAAAGACGGGGAGGCGCGCUUGGAGCGUCCGGCGGCCUUCCGUGCGCCGUCGUGGUCCUGGGCCGCCGUCGACGGGAGGCUGAAGAUGAAGUCGCAGAACUAUUUGGACGGGGUCGCGCUUGCGGAGGUGGUCCGUUGCACGGUCAUGCUCAAGGACGCCGAGCUUCCAUUUGGGCAGGUCAUUGGCGGAUCCCUCGUUCUGCACGCUCCUUUG
Messenger RNA from Trametes versicolor FP-101664 SS1, 1260 nucleotides. Its product is annotated as HET-domain-containing protein. The transcript has a single exon. The record is from RefSeq and is a predicted model, not a curated record. NCBI's taxonomy places the organism in Eukaryota, Fungi, Basidiomycota, Agaricomycetes, Polyporales, Polyporaceae. The annotation marks the transcript as partial.